Haliotis rufescens (red abalone) is the source of this 1962-nucleotide messenger RNA. RefSeq names its product tryptophanase-like. Gene Ontology annotation, molecular function: lyase activity. Bases 273 to 1634 code for a protein of 453 amino acids. The record is from RefSeq and is a predicted model, not a curated record. Lineage: Eukaryota; Metazoa; Mollusca; Gastropoda; Lepetellida; Haliotidae. The transcript is spliced from 4 exons. Gene Ontology annotation, biological process: amino acid metabolic process.
CCAAUGAAAACAAUGUCGUACCCUGCUCAGAUGUGGCCGCUGACACAAAGCAAACGCGACUGCUCCUGAUCAAUCCCAAACUAAAACACGAUUUACUAUCGUAUCGGGGAAAAAAUCUAGGAUUUUGAGAAACCACAAAACAUAAAAAGAGCGAGACGAGAGCGCUUCCAGGCCUUCUACGACCUGAUUUGCAUCGUAUCAACCUGCCCUGUCUGGACGUGAUACCUAUCUGAAAGCACCAACUACAAGCCAGCUCUCAACACUGGACAUUCAUGUCAUUCAUGGAGCCAUUCCGCAUUAAGAUGGUGGAACCCCUAACAUUCCUGACAAGGGAAGAACGGAUAAAAAUACUGGAAGAUAGCGGUUCGAAUCCAUUCAAACUGGAUAGUCGUCACGUGACUUUUGAUUUUGCAACUGAUUCAGGUACCGGGGCCAUGAGUCAACAUCAGUGGGCAGCGAUGAUGCAAGCAGAUGAGGGCUACUUCUCAUCACGCAGCUUUAAGAAGUUAGAGGACUGCGUGAAAUCUCUGACGGGAUUUCAAUACAUGCUACCCGCUCACCAAGGAAGGGCUGUAGAACGUCUAUUAUUUUCCAUUCUGUCGAAGCCCGGAAUGACCAUUUUCAGUAACACUUUAUUCUCCACAACACGUGGAAAUGCUGAUAUUAAUGGUUUACAGGUUGUUGAUCUUCCAUGCAAUGUAAGUCCCGAAAAUUCCUUCAAUGCGAACAUUGACUGUGGGAGGCUCAAGAAGGAACUGGAGACGAUGGGACCAGAAGGUGCAAUGGUUGUGUUGGCUGUUGCCAGCACAGGCCAAGCAGGACAGCCAGUCUCAAUGUCCAAUAUCCAAGACCUAUCAAACAUUUGUCACAGCUUUGAUAUUCCCUUGAUCAUGGACGGAUGUCGGUUCGCAGAGAAUGCCUACUUCAUCAAGACACGCGACAAGGAAUAUAGCCUCAUGUCCUGUAAAGACAUCGCCCUGAAGAUGUUCUCCUACUUCGACCAUGUCUAUGUCUCAGCCAAGAAAGACGGGCUGUGUAACACAGGGGCGUUUCUGGCCACAAACCAGCAGGGUGUUUACGACAAAGCAUCGGUCAGGAUGUUUUAUACAGAAGGGUUUAAGACGUAUGGAGGACUGACGGGUAGGGAUAUGGAGGCCAUGACAGUUGGUCUAUUGGAGAACAUUGAUGAUAAGUUUCUUCAGUAUCGAGUUGACAGCACGUACAUGUUCGGAGACAUCCUGAAGAAGGCUGGCGUUCAUGUCAUCGACCCCAUAGGAUGUGGACUAUACAUUAAUGGAGCAAAAUGCCUUCCACAUGUUCCCACUUGCCAGUAUCCAGCCUUUGCUCUUCACUGCGCUUUGUAUAUUGAAGGUGGCAUCCGUUGUGCUCAGAUCGAUGAUAUUUUGAAACUUGAUGAGAGCAAUGAGAGAGAGAAUCCGAAACCGCAACACAUUCUUCGGAUCCAGAUACCAAGGCGUGUCUACACUCUUAGCCAUAUGCUUCAUGUUGGGGACAUAUUUAAGAGGGUCAUGGAAAGACGUGAAUCUAUCUCUGGCAUGCAUGUGAUAGAUUUAACUUCUUCUGAUUUUACUGCAAUCCUGGAACCUGUUAAAGGGAAGAUAUUCGAUGAUUAAAACUUGGUUUGGACCUGUAUUCUAGCGCCUGCUGUUACUGCGAAUACACUUUUAAAGAUUAAGUAGGUUUUCAUAGUAUACGUACCCAUAUCUAAGUUGUAGUACCGCCGAUCAGGCUAUGUCAUAGGCACACAUUUCAGAACAGCGGUAAGGCGAUACAGUACGCGAAAUGUAAACGUCUCAUGCAACGGAAAUUUCGUCAGUAAAUGUUGUGAAUUUUGACAGCAACACGUGUGAGUGUUUAUCAGGUAUAUAUCUGAGAGAAGUUAGAAAUGUCAUAAUGCAAUUUUGAAAAUAAAAGAUAUGAAAAUCACUGAAAUCUAUUUUG